This is a messenger RNA of Otolemur garnettii (small-eared galago), 1320 nucleotides long. It is a transcript of the gene RTP3, whose product is annotated as receptor transporter protein 3. The record is from RefSeq and is a predicted model, not a curated record. The coding region runs from base 164 to 1267 and encodes 367 amino acids. NCBI's taxonomy places the organism in Eukaryota, Metazoa, Chordata, Mammalia, Primates, Galagidae. Gene Ontology annotation, biological process: protein insertion into membrane; detection of chemical stimulus involved in sensory perception of bitter taste; protein targeting to membrane. Gene Ontology annotation, molecular function: olfactory receptor binding. The transcript is spliced from 2 exons. Gene Ontology annotation, cellular component: cytoplasm.
UGUCCUUGGGCAGAGAGCUAGUAGUCCAUGGGCCGAAUCUAGGCCCUCAAAGGGAAAGCAGGUCUGAGCUCUUGCUGUUUGAAGUGGGAAGCCUCAUCUCAUGCUAUAGGCCUACCGGGGCCCAGGAGAGCUCAACCCACCCAGCUACCCCCCAGCCACGGAGAUGGCUCAGCAUGCGGAGGUGUGGAAGCAGGUGUUUCAGGAAUUAAUUCAGGAGGUGAAACCAUGGCACAAAUGGACCCUGACUCCAGACAAGGACCUUCUUCCCAAUGCCCUGAAGCCAGGAUGGAUGCAAUACCAGCAUCGGGGCUUUGCCAGGUUCCAGUGUUCCUCCUGCUCUCGCGGUUGGGCCUCUGCCCACGUUCAGGUUCUCUUCCAUGUGCACUGGAGCAAGGAGAACUCCAGGGGCAGGGUGAAGAUGAGGGUGUUUGCUCAGAGAUGUAAGAGGUGCUCCCAGCCUCCGUUCGAGGUUCCUGAGUUCACACAAGAGAACAUCUCAAGGAUCCUGAACAACCUGGUAAUCCGGAUUCUGAAAAAAUGCUACAGAGAAGGAUUUAAGUCAAUGGAGGAGAUUCCUACAAUCAAGGACAUCUCCCUUGAAGGGCCACACGACACCAACAACUGCGAAGCAUGUCUACAGGGAUUUUGUGCUCAGAGUGGGUUAGGCCCUGCGGUACAGUCCCCCACACCCACGUCACUGCCCAUCCUCUCUGAGGACGUCAAGCCAAAGAAGGGAAGGGUACGGUCCUCAGAGUCCUCCCUGGUUGCUAUGCCCACACAGGCUUUAAGCCUCCCCAGUUCUCAGAUCCCAAGAGCAGACCCUGUUCGCCGGGUGCACAGAGAAGUCAAGAUCAGUACCCCCUUGCUCUCAGAGUCCUCCCUGGUUGCUACACCCACACAGGCUUUAAGCCUCCCCAGUUCUCAGAUCCCAAGAGCAGACCCUGUUCGCCGGGUGCAGAGGGAAGUCAAGAUCAGUCCCCCCUUGCCCUCAGAGUCCUCCCUGGUUGCUAUGCCCACACAGGCUAGAAGCCUCCCCACUUCUCAGAUCCCAAGAGCAGACCCUGUUCACCAGGUACAGAGGGAAGUCAAGAUCAGUCCCCCCUCCAGUAGGCAUUUCUCUUCCUACCCAUCCCAGAGCCACACAGUGGCCUCCACAAGGAACAUACACUGGUCUCCACCGGCUUGUUCCAAGGAGAAAAUAUGUUCCUGCUGCUCUUUCCUGCUUCUAAUUGUGCUGGUGGUGGUGAUUAUCAUAAAAACUCUAUGAGCCCUGAAAACAUGAUGCUAAGUAAAAAGAUAAAUAAAUAAGCAGAAACGAAA